AUGCCUGACGGACACGGGAAGCUGCAACGCGCUGGAGCGUGGAAUGGCAAAACCUACGCGCAAAACAAAGCACUCGGUGAAAGUCAUGACAAAACAACCCCUACUGAUCAAUUGCUCCUCAUCCGUUUCCAAGACUACAAGCAUGUCCUACAUCUGCCGCUAGAGGAGGCACGAGCAGCGAUUCCAAAGUUCGGCAAGUUGGACGAGACCAUGCUGGCCGUAGUGCUCUGUCUCUUCACCCCAGGCCAGAUUGGUAGACGAGGCUACUGGCGUGGGGACUUCAAUAUGUGGGGCAGCAUACAUCCUGAUCGCGACCCAAUCGGCUUACCACCAUUGAUCCUUGAUUCACCCAGCUGCUACCACUUCAUUGUUCAUCGACGAUCCUACAUGAUAUGUGGUGAAUUUGCAAAUCCAAGAGUUGGAAUCAAGCAAGACCGGGCAGAGGUCGAGGAAAAUGAAUUCUUGAACACCUGGGGAGAUGACACGGCGGUUGAGCGGGUGGCAGAAGCCCGAGCUGGCCGCCUCAACCCGGCACAAUGCCUUGUUUUUGAUAUGUCGACAAAUUGGAAUCUGGUGCCACCGCAUGACAUAGUCCCGAUCGUGGAGGCAUGGAGAAAGGAUAAGCGUUUUGGGUUUCACUUUCACAAAUACAUGGACGAGGAGGAAAGCGGGCAAUGUGCAGCCUGGUCGCCUGCAGGCUCUCCCACUCUGGCUUCAUCCUCCUCUGUGCGUGCUUUAUCCUCUACUGCGCGUUCGGCAUUCUGGACUGGACGCAAGCGCGACAGACCGGACAGCGAGGAGGAACCGUCGACCGAGACGCCGCAGCGAAAAUCAGCUCGCGGCGAUACAAGCCAGAAGAUGGUCCCUGCAUCAAGAACUGUCGGCCCACGCAAACUUAUCCCAGCCUCGAUCUCACGAUGGUGUAACAUUGCUGGUUGGUUUUGCCCCAACAAGGCAUGCCAAUAUCUUAACCCGCUUUCAGAGACCAAAUGUCCGAGGUGCGAAACCCCUAGACCCCCACAAUCUCGUUUGUACCGCCGAGACAGUGAGCCGACGACGCCGACCAGCUCGACUGCAGGAUCCCCGGACUCCGAACAUGGGUUCUUGACCCGAGAAGGGAGUCCACCAACCCGCAUACAAGACGAUAUGGUCAGAGAAGUUCCGGUCACGGGACCUUUGACGGUGCCGCGGCUGCUGAAAAUCUAUGUCGACAUGCUAACGGAGACCAAGACGCUGGCACUAAGUCAAUCCCAAGCAGAAAUGGAUGAUCAGGCGGUGGAAACGCGGCUACCAGUUAUCCAAGGAGAAAUUGAAGGCUUGCGUAAAAUCGAAGCUGGUGAGCGCCAGGAGGCGGAGAGGCUGCAAGAGAUGGCCCGACGCCGGGUUCAACACGCCGACAGCUUGCAGGCGAGGGCAAAAAGCCUGGAAAUUGACAUGAAGAUGAGUCUCGAACGUUUGAGACCGCACUUGGUGGACCGACAGCCAAACCUUCUGGUCUUGCAACGGGUGAAAGCCGGCAUACAAGCUCUGCCACCGGCGGAGGCCCAGCAGGCGCAGCACAUAGCCCUGGAGAAGUUGAGGGAUAUUCCUUUGUUUGGUGUCGAUGAUGAAAGACGCCAGGGAAUUUUCGCCGGCAUUUUCCCUGGCCUGCGCGUCGGAACUUCCGAUCCUCGGUCUGGAGAAGUUGGGCCUGAUGUGGAUAACAUAGGUAAUGAGGUACUGGGUGGCGUGAAACCAUAUGACGGUAACUAUGAUGGCCAGGACCUCCAACUGCAGCCUGCUAUCGCGGAAGGUGUGCGUCAGGAGUCACGACGCGAGGACCUAGACGGGGAUGUUAGCGGCCGUAGCUGCGUAUCGCUGACGACGAGACGUGGACGGCCCAAAGCGAUAGGACUGGGACGCCGCAGACUCGAUGGCACUGCGCCGAGCGGGAGUUCUCUAGAUGCCCACUUCAAGUUCGAGGAGGCAUCUCCCAACCAAAUAUCUCACAGCCCUCGGUUUUCACUUCGUACGAACCGGCCUUCUGGCAUCAUCGACUCGACGCAGUCAGAUUCAGACUCUGACAUCGCAAACUCGAUGCAGACAGACAUGGGAGCAACAGAAACCAGAAACACACUGGAUGCCAUGGCAGGGAAAAUUUCACUUUCCCCUACGCAAAAGAGUCCUGUCGGCCGUCUGGCAGAACAGAGGAAGAGUGUACGGAUGGUUCUGACAAAAAGACCGCUUGAGACGGAGCGGGCAGCCUCGAAGCUCUCUCUGCGCUUACCCCAGCGUGAUGUUGACCCGUCACCGCUAAAACUACGCCCGACUGCAUAA
Messenger RNA from Fonsecaea erecta, 2316 nucleotides. RefSeq lists its product as hypothetical. The record is from RefSeq and is a predicted model, not a curated record. NCBI's taxonomy places the organism in Eukaryota, Fungi, Ascomycota, Eurotiomycetes, Chaetothyriales, Herpotrichiellaceae. The transcript has a single exon. The coding region runs from base 1 to 2316 and encodes 771 amino acids.